Messenger RNA from Emiliania huxleyi CCMP1516, 1419 nucleotides. RefSeq lists its product as hypothetical. Gene Ontology annotation, biological process: transmembrane transport. Gene Ontology annotation, molecular function: antiporter activity; xenobiotic transmembrane transporter activity. Gene Ontology annotation, cellular component: membrane. The record is from RefSeq and is a predicted model, not a curated record. The transcript has a single exon. The coding region runs from base 1 to 1419 and encodes 472 amino acids. NCBI's taxonomy places the organism in Eukaryota, Haptophyta, Isochrysidales, Noelaerhabdaceae.
AUGCAGAUCGGGCACGCAGCUUCGUCCGCAACACCUCUCGCCGCUGCGACCCUCGGCGUGCUCACGUUCAACGUGGCUGGCAACAUGAUCCUCACAGCACCGCUGUCUGCCAUGGACACCAUCGCGCCGCAGAAUUUCGGAGCCGGCAACGCUGUGGGGGUCGGACUCACUGCCCUGCGAGCAGUUAUCACCGCGCCUGCCUUCCUCUUGCCGACUGUGCCGCUCUGGAUCUUCGCCAGAGAGAUUCUCACUGCCCUCGGCCAGCCGCCCGACGUUGCGGCCCUCGCGCAGACCAACAUGCUCAUGCUGCUUCCCAGCCUUGCCCCCUGGCUCGUCUUUGAGGUAUCGCGCAAGUUUGUGUACGCGCAAGACGUGCAGUGGCCACCGCUGCCGGCUGCGGUCAUCGGCCUGGCCACCCACCCGGUGUGGCUUGAGAUGACGAGAGGAUUCGGGCCCUCCGGGCCCAUGCUCGCACCGCUUUUCACAUUCUCGGUCAUGGCUGCUGUCCUCGUUGCCCUCAUCCGGUGGCGGGUGCCGCGUGCCGCCGCCGCCUGGCCGCGUGCGGAGGGGCGAGCGGCCCUGUUCGGCGACCGAAAGGCGUGGAGGCACUUCCUGGCCACCUCUGCCGCCUCCCUCUUCUCGCUCACCGAGUGGCUCUUCUGGGAGGCCGUCUGCUUUCGCGUCGGCGCGCUGGGAACGAUCCCGCUCUCAGCCUAUUCUGUCGGCUACAGCCUCGAGCCGUGCCUCUUCAUGCUCGCCAUCGGUCUCUCGACGGCGCUGACCAACGCGGUGGGCGGCCACCUCGGCGCCGGCCGUGUCGCGGCGGCGCGGCGCACCACGGCGAUUGGCGUCGGCGUCGGGAUCGCCACCGUGUGCGGCUACUCGCUCUUCGCCUUUCUCGCCGGCGGCUCGCUGCGGCGUCUCUUCUCCCGCGACGCAGAGGUCCUGGCCGCGGCGGCAGAGAUGUGGCCGUCGUGGUCCAUGUUUCUGCUGAUCAGCGGCACCUUUGCGCUGCUGCUCGGCCUCGCCAAGGGGUUGGGGCAGCAGCGGCAAAUGGCCGUCUUCGUCGUGUGCGUGCUCUGGCCGGUGGGGUGUCCUCUGGUGUGGCUCGCCACCUGCCCCGCCCGCGUCUGGCAGAUGCUCGCUUUCACCUACAUGUUGCUCUCGGUGGCGAUGGGACUUUGCGCGGCGUGCACCGACUGGCACAAGCUCUCUGCGACUGCCAUAGCGCACAGCCAAGGCAGUGGCGGGGCCGCAUCGUGCGCGCCGGCUCACACGCCCACGCGUUGCGAAGGGGGGCUGGCGGCGGUGGACGGAGCCAAGGCAAGCGGCGCCACGCUGGUCGGCCUCGAUCUCGAGGACUCUCGGACCCCGGCUCCCAUCCCACUGCCACUCCCAGUUGCCGUCGCCGCGGUCUAA